ACCCUAAGUCGUGUAAAAAAAAAAAAAAAAAACAACCCAACCUGACACAUCUUUACCCUCUUGGCGCUGAGGAUCUAGGCUUGAAAUUCUGGUCAGGUUACUAGUUACUUGUGUGAAAGUGGAAGUUGGGUUUCCGAGGGAGGCGCGAACCAUGUAGUCAGCUCCUGCUGUAAAACGGUGUGCUAGGAUGGGCUCGAGUGGGAGUGGGAGUUGUGCUACCUUGGGCGACUCGUUCAGCCUCCUUAACAUCGUCUGGGAAGAGGAGACAGCAUUUUCAACUUCGUCGUGGCGGCGUUUGAGGAGCGAGUUGUAUUUAAGCAAGAAUUAUUUUAUGUAGAAGUCUUGUGAGACCACUGCACAAAUAGAGUGAUGAUUAUACAAAGAGUGGUAUUGAAUUCUCGGCCUGGGAAAAAUGGUAAUCCAGUGGCAGAGAAUUUCAGGAUGGAAGAAGUCAGUUUACCAGAUAAUAUCAAGGAAGGGCAAGUUCAAGUUAGAACUCUCUAUCUCUCUGUGGACCCCUACAUGCGCUGUAAGAUGAAUGAAGACACCGGCACUGAUUAUUUAGCACCUUGGCAGCUGUCUCAGGUGGUUGAUGGUGGAGGUAUUGGAAUUAUAGAAGAGAGCAAACACACAAAUUUGGCCAGAGGUGAUUUUGUGACUUCUUUUUAUUGGCCCUGGCAAACUAAAGCAAUUCUGGAUGGGAAUGGCCUUGAAAAGGUAGACCCACAACUUGUGGAUGGACAUCUUUCAUAUUUUCUUGGAGCUAUAGGUAUGCCUGGUUUGACUUCCCUGAUUGGAGUUCAGGAAAAAGGUCACAUAUCUGCUGGAUCCAAUCAGACAAUGGUUGUCAGUGGAGCAGCAGGUGCCUGCGGAUCUUUGGCUGGGCAGAUUGGCCACCUGCUUGGCUGUUCCAGAGUGGUGGGAAUUUGUGGAACACAUGAGAAAUGCCUCUUUUUGACAUCAGAACUGGGGUUUGAUGCUGCAGUUAAUUAUAAAAAAGGGAAUGUAGCAGAACAGCUUCGAGAAUCAUGCCCAGCUGGAGUGGAUGUUUACUUUGACAAUGUCGGAGGAGACAUCAGUGAUACAGUGAUAAGUCAGAUGAAUCGGAACAGCCACAUCAUCCUGUGUGGUCAGAUUUCCCAGUACAAUAAAGACGUGCCUUAUCCUCCUCCGCUGCCCCCUGCUGUAGAAGCAAUCCAGAAGGAAAGAAACAUUACAAGAGAGAGAUUUACUGUGUUAAAUUAUAAAGAUAAAUUUCAGCCUGGACUGCUACAGCUGAGUCAAUGGUAUAAAGAAGGAAAGCUAAAGAUCAAAGAGACUGUGAUAAAUGGAUUGGAAAACAUGGGAGUUGCAUUCCAGUCCAUGAUGACCGGAGGCAACAUAGGGAAGCAGAUCGUCUGCAUUUCAGAAGAUGUUUCUCUGUAGUCUUUGUGUAUCUUCAUCAAGGAAACCCUACAUUUCCUACUUGCACAAAGAUUCUUAAGAUCUAUUGAAAAAUAAUGUUACAGUACAGAUGGUUCUUGAUUUAAGUGUGAUCAUAAUACAUAACCUUUUUAUCUUCAACAUCAUAUAUUAACUAUAUAUCUAACGUGAUUGCUAACCAUUAUACAAUGGUUCUCAGCCUGUGGAUUUUGAUCUCUUUGGAGGGUUACUUAUCAGAUAUCCUGCAUAUCAGACAUUUACAUUACGAUUCAUAGCAGUAGCAAAAUUGCAGUUAUGAAGUAGCAACAAAAUAAUUUUAUGGUUGGGGGUUACAACAUGAACUGUAUUAAAGGGUUGUAGCAUUAAGAAGGUUGAGAACCACUACCAUAAUAGAUUGAAGUUAGUAUCAUCUGUUUUUCUCUUGUAUUUUAUUUUUGAGACAGGAUCUCAAUAUGAAGUCUACACUGGCCUCAAACUUGUGAUUCUUGUGGCCCUGCCUCCUGAAUGCUGGGAUCACAGGCAUGCACCACUAUGCCUGAUUUAUUUUCUUAUAAUAAAUAGUAAUGAUAAUUACUCAGGCUCCUCACUGCCAGUAUCUUUGGGAUUCCAGGCACAUGCUACUCACUAUACUCAAAUAUUAAAAUAAAAACCCUGGAUAGUUAAUACAGCUGCUAAUGGAUCAUACAUAUACAUCUUUAAAUUAUUUUUGAAACUGAGAAAACAUUCCACUAAUUCUAAGAUCAGCAGCAGUUAACAUUUAUUCAACUGGGGGAAUUUUUAACGUGCCCCCCCCCCCCCGACAGGGUUUCUUUGUGUAGCUUUGGAGCCUAUCCUGGCACUUGCUCUGGAGACCAGCCUGGUCUAGAACUCACAGAGAUCUGCCAGCCUCUGCCUCCUGAGUGCUGGUAUUCAAGGCAUGUGCCACCAACACCCGGCUUUAACGUGCUUCUUACAGUGAGAGUAUUGGAAUUAAGAUGGGCUUCCUGUAUUUUAUAUGGAAGAGACUUUAAAAAUCUCAUGUACCUACAUGUCUGUCUAUACACCAGGUGCAUGCCUAGUGCCCACAGAGGCCUGAAGAGGGCACUGGAUUUCUUGGAACUGGAGAGAGUUUUGAGCUACCAUGUAGGUGCUGUGUUCCUGAACGCAGGUCCUCUGGUAGAGCAGCAGGUGCUCUUAACUGCUGACCUAUCUCUCCCUAGCCUGACAAAAGAGAGGCUUUUAAUGGUAUAACUACAGAGUUGGGGGCAGCAUUGGGAGUGUUGAUUGUGGAGCAAUUUUCGGGGACUAAGUGAUUUAACCAAUGGUUGUAGACAUGAUUGAUGUUUCUCAUUUGUUUUAUUGUAACUCAACCUUUAGAAAAGUAAAUCAGAAGAUGUUUUCUAAGUGUGAUUUACGGCCACUUUUUUACAUAGCCAGUGUACUUCAUAUGUGACACUUGCAAUAAACAUACUCAUUGUAUUAGUAAUCACUCCA
This is a messenger RNA of Cricetulus griseus (Chinese hamster), 2895 nucleotides long. The record is from RefSeq and is a predicted model, not a curated record. Lineage: Eukaryota; Metazoa; Chordata; Mammalia; Rodentia; Cricetidae.